Culex quinquefasciatus (southern house mosquito) is the source of this 2282-nucleotide messenger RNA. Its product is annotated as very long-chain specific acyl-CoA dehydrogenase, mitochondrial. Gene Ontology annotation, molecular function: flavin adenine dinucleotide binding; fatty-acyl-CoA binding; very-long-chain fatty acyl-CoA dehydrogenase activity. The record is from RefSeq and is a predicted model, not a curated record. The transcript has 3 exons. Lineage: Eukaryota; Metazoa; Arthropoda; Insecta; Diptera; Culicidae. Bases 364 to 2229 code for a protein of 621 amino acids.
CAUCGUUUCUGUUAACUCAUUGUGUUUGCAUUCUGCAUCGCUUUCAAGUCACGCUCUGCGGAUAACGACUGGUAAUUUCCCACCGUACGGAAUUUCCAAAGGAUCAUCCGCUAACCCCCGAGUAUCGUUUCCGUACACAAGCGCCGAUUUUAUCGGCGGACUCCAGCAAAGUUGUGUAGAGAGCAAAGUUCACCGGCACGGUUUGAUAAAAUUUGGAUAGAUUAGAAGUGAUAGCAGAUAUCGAAGCGACGAUUCCGACGGAUUCCGAUCAGUCUUGAAGUUUUGCCCAGUAUAGACGUACACGAUUUGUUGGGAAAUAACACGUGAUCUAGAAAAAAAAGUUUCACAGGUUCAGCGAAAAUCAUGUUCCAGCUAGCAGGACAGGUUGUCAGCCGUAAUGGCCAGCAGUUGCUGCGCUACGGAGCGGUUAGAUGUCUGUCAGCUACCGGCAAAGUGGACCCACCAAAACCGAACCAAUCCUUCAUGAUGAAUCUGUUCAGCGGACAGUUACAGACGUCCCAGCUGUUCCCAUACCCGGAAGCGCUGAACGAGGAUCAGCGCGAGUACAUCCAGGCCCUCGUUGAUCCCUUCAACCGGUUCUUCGUCGAAGUUAACGAUCGCAACAAGAACGACAACACGGCGAACGUGGACCGGCAGACCAUGGAUGCCUACUGGGAGUUGGGCGCCAUGGGUUACGCAAUACCGGAAGAACACGGUGGGCUGGCCCUCAUGAACGUUCAAGCGGCACGACUCGGAGACAUCUCCGGUGGAAGUGAUCUGGCGUUCGCAAUCCACUCGGGAGCGCAUCAAACGAUCGGAACCAAGGGAAUCCUGCUGUACGGAACCAAAGCGCAAAAGGACAAGUACCUGCCGCAACUGGCAACGGGCAAGGUGUUUGGGGCGUUCGCUUUGACGGAACCGUCCGUUGGUUCGGACGCUGCAUCUGUCAAGUCUCGAGCCGUGCUGAGUCCUUGCGGGAAGUACUACAUCUUGAACGGUUCGAAGAUCUGGUGUUCCGGAGGAGGAAUCGCCGACAUUUUCACAACCUUCGCUCAGACGGAGGUCGUUGAUCCCAAGACGGGGGAGAAGAAAGACAAGAUGACCGCUUUCAUCGUUGAGCGAGGAUUCGAAGGAGUCACUACCGGACCUCCGGAAAGCAAAAUGGGACUCAAGUGCUCCGUCACCACGGACGUGUACUAUGACGAUGUAAAGGUCCCUGUUGAGAACGUUCUAGGGGAAGUCGGUAAUGGUUUCAAGGUUGCGGUCAACAUACUGAACUCUGGAAGAUUCGGACUAACCGCCAUGCUGACCGGAACUAUGCGAACCUGCAUCCAGAAGGCUGCGGAGCACGUCACGACACGAGUUCAGUUCAAGCGGAAGCUUAAGGACUUUGAGAAUGUUCAGGAGAAGCUCGCCAAAAUGGCGAUGCAUCACUACGUUGCGCAAACGCUGACGUACAUGGUUGCCGGAAACAUGGACAAGGGUUCAAUGGACUACCAUCUGGAGGCGGCCAUCACGAAGAUCUUCGGAACGGAAGCGGGUUGGUACGUUUGCGACGAAGCCAUCCAACUACUGGGAGGUAACGGGUACAUGAAGGCCACCGGCUUGGAACAGUUCUUGAGGGACAUGCGAGUGUUCCGGAUCUUCGAAGGAGCGAACGACGUGUUAAGGUUGUUUAUCGCUCUCACCGGUAUUCAGUACGCCGGAAAUCAACUCAAAGGACUACAAAAAGCACUCAAGAAUCCGCUGUCGAAUAUGGGCACGAUUUUCAAUGAAGGAUCCAAGCGAGUUUCGCGCAGCUUCGGUGCGGGAGCUACCGACCUUAGCGAGUUCGUUGUCGAUCCGUUGAAAGACUCAGCCAAGUUGUGUUCCCAGUCCAUCGACCAGUUCAGCCAAACCGUAGAAUCCCUGCUCAUCAAGCACGGCAAGGGCAUCGUCGAGCGGCAGUUCAUACUGGCCCGGAUAGCGGACUCGGCGAUCGACAUCUACACGAUGGCCUGCGUGCUGUCCCGGGCGACGCGAGCCGUCCAGAAGGGGCUGCCCUCGGCGGAACAUGAAGUGCUGAUGUCGCAGGCGUGGUGUGUUGAGGGUCACAACCGUGUGCAGCAGAAUAUUCUACGGAUCAAGUCCGAUGCGUUCCAGAGCAACUACCAGAAAAUGGGGCAGAUUGCGAAGAACAUUUGCGACCAUCAAGGUGUGGCGCAUACGAACCCGUUGGAAGUGGAUUAAAUAUUGUUGUAGUAUUAAAAUAUGAAUUAUACGUUUGUUAUAUUUAAUGAGAA